Molecule: messenger RNA, 1290 nt
Organism: Pristis pectinata (smalltooth sawfish)
Lineage: Eukaryota; Metazoa; Chordata; Chondrichthyes; Rhinopristiformes; Pristidae
Product: RIB43A-like with coiled-coils protein 2
Exons: 8
Coding region: 126-1265 (379 amino acids)
Source: RefSeq, a predicted model, not a curated record
GCGUCCUGUCUCAGGUUGCCUAGCAACUGUUUUAGUUGUACACAGGUUGUGUGUGCGCUUUAAACUUGGGGAUGCAAAAGGAAGAAAUAGGCUUAUAAAUAAAACCGACUCAAACUCCAAAAAAGAUGCACAAACUAGAUAGUCCAGUGGAUUUGAAAGAGGCGUCUAUAGUUGCGCGAAGAAGAGAUGUGGAAGUUCAGAGGCAGAACAGAAUUUUUAAUACCAGACUCAGGACAAUUGGGAUUGAUCAGCAGGCAUUGGAUGCUCAAAUCCAAGAUAAGAAAAUUCAGGAAGAGGCAGAGGCUAGAAAACACACCGCCUAUGCAAAAGAUUUGAUCCGACAUGACCAAACAAUGUGCCUCCUUGAUGAUCGAAACAAACGUGAUAUGAUUAACUUAAACAAGGCUAUUUCUGAAUUCCGUCUGUGCCAUCAGAAGCCUGAAACACGCCGUGAGUUUGAUCUGAAUGAUCCGCAGGCCUUAAAAAAAGAUGUCCCUGCCCGAAUUUCAGACACUGAUCCUCGUUGCACUGUGUCCAGCAUUCAGAAGUUUACUGGGGAAGAUUUAAGUCGGCAAGAAAGGAUUAGAUGUCAACAGGAACAAAUCAGGGAAUGGUCACUUCAACAGCAGAAAGAACUAAAGAAUGCUUUGGAAGACCAGAAGUUUGCAAAUAAACUCUAUGAUGAGAAUAGGAUAGCUUUGGACCAAAGAGCUUGUGAACUGCAACAAAUGGAAGAAGAAACCAGGAGAGCUGUUACUGUAGCAACAAAAGAUUUCAAUAGGGCACAGGCGACUGAAAGGGCUACAAGACAAAAGCUGGAAAAACAAUAUGAGCAAGAAGAUAAUUUAGUCGAAAUUGGAAACCAUCUUCACAGUGAUUUGCUAACAGAAAAUCCAAAACAGGCAGUAAGUGCUUUUGGACCAAAUCGUGUUAUUGUGGAUCGCUGGAAAGGAAUGACACAAGAUCAAGUGGAUGAUAUAAUUCGAAGACAGAAGCAGCAAGUCCAGGAGAGAAAGAGACUGGAGGAAGAAGAACGCCAGCGUAGUGCAGAAUGGGACAGGCUACGGGUCAAUGAUGCCCGAGCAGCUGUGCUUCUUGAACGACAGCAACAGCGCGUACAGCGGCAGCUCCGGAAAGCAAUGGAUUGUCAAAACAUGCUGCUAUGUAAGAACCAUAAGGAACGGGAGAGAUUUCUGAAAAAUGAGGUCUACGUGAAUGUUCCAACUGCCAAAUACUUUGAUCAGUUCAACACAACCAGCCGCUAAAGUGGAUGAUAAGGUUGACUUUUGC